Ornithodoros turicata is the source of this 1923-nucleotide messenger RNA. Its product is annotated as lipid scramblase CLPTM1L-like. Bases 174 to 1778 code for a protein of 534 amino acids. The record is from RefSeq and is a predicted model, not a curated record. Lineage: Eukaryota; Metazoa; Arthropoda; Arachnida; Ixodida; Argasidae. Gene Ontology annotation, cellular component: membrane; endomembrane system. The transcript has 16 exons.
CGGCUGAAACCCUCCUGGCUGCGGCACAGGCGGCGCGCAUACAGCCGGUUACAGUCUGUCUAUGUUGUGUCGUUUCGAAAUGGAAUGACGUGAAACUCAAAGUGAAUUAAUAAAAUACUAAACCAAAGCUCUCAUCAAGUUCGCGACAACAACAGAGGGUUUGAAGUGCAAACAUGGGGGUUUCUCUUACUCUUGUUUUAAGCGGAAUGUUUAUAGCAUACAUUGCACAUUCCACCUGGUCUCUCUACAACAUUUAUAAUCCCAAGCAAUGUGAGAAGGGCGACCUCUGCAUCAAGCCAGCUUGGGACAAGCAAUCACGUUUCCAAUUUUUCUUCUGUACAUCGAGGUCCAACAAAGUAAGAUCUGUGGAAGAUCUUGCACCCAUCUGGGUAGAAGAUGACCUGGACAUAUUUAAGUCUAAUGAGAAGGAGCUGAAUGUCACCCUCCCGAGGAGAACCCUAAAGAAUGGAUCUCUGAAUGCGUAUGUGCUUCUCUUGGAGCGUAAUGUGCAUCACUCUCCUAAGACACUGGAACAAGCCUUCGAUGACCCAAAUGUGUCCUUUGAGUCAGGAACCCUGACAAAGCACAUUCCGCCACAGGAUGCAGAAGUAAACCUCAUAGGAAUGAAGGGCAAGGACAGUACACAGGCAACUCCUAAGCAGAAGAGUCCCAUAACUCACUGGAAACCAAAGUUGGAUGUUAACAUCAUGAGUGAUCCGUUCUUCUUUAAAGCCAGAAAUGUUCCAGCAGAAAUUGGCCAUCUUAUACAUCUCAAUUCAAAGCGUCAAUACCUACCAAUAGUUCACAUGACGGACGUGACAAUUCGAGAGAAAGACAUGAUUCCUGUAAAUGCAAGCGUGCCCCAGAUGUCAUUGAAAAUUGUCAUCAAUCCAAUCUCAGUGGGAAGGCUGCGUCUGAUGAUUAGUGUCGGCGAAGCAUUCAAAGCCAUGUCAUCAUUUGGUCUGGCCACUAAAGACACUGAUGAAGUGAAAGGUUUAUUUUUUGAUACCAAUUUCUAUGUGCUCCUGCUUACUCUACUGGUGUCAGGGUUCCAUCUACUAUUUGAUUUCUUGGCUUUCAAGAAUGACGUUAACUUUUGGCGUCACAAGCAGUCUUUUGUGGGUCUCUCUCUGAGAGGUGUGGUCUGGAGAGGUGCAAGUCAGGUGGUUAUCUUCCUCUAUCUAAUGGAUGAAGAUACUAGUCGAAUCGUUCUCUUCACUACUGGUGUGGGUGCAUUAAUUGAGCUUUGGAAGGUGACAAAAGCACUCAAAAUGAGCAUCUACUUUGAAAAAUGGAGGCUCAAAGUUCAGUUUGGAGACACAAGCGAUGAGGAACGAAAAACGGAUGCCUACGACUCUGAGGGCAUGAAAUACUUGUCAUGGUUUCUUUAUCCAUUGUGUAUUUGUGGGGCAAUAUACAGCCUCAUGUAUCAGUCACACAAAAGCUGGUAUUCAUGGUGCAUUCACAGUCUAGCUAAUGGAGUGUACGCCUUUGGGUUCUUGUUCAUGCUACCGCAGCUCUUUCUCAAUUACAAGCUCAAGUCUGUAGCUCACCUCCCAUGGAAGGUGUUCAUGUACAAGGCAUUUAACACAUUCAUUGACGACUUGUUUGCCUUCAUUAUCACGAUGCCAACUGCUCACAGAGUGGCAUGCUUCAGAGAUGAUGCCAUAUUCCUAGUCUACCUAUAUCAGAGAUGGCUGUAUCCAGUGGACAGAACGCGGGUGAACGAAUUUGGCGAGAGUUUUGAAAAUUCUUCCAAGAACAAGAAACACAAUUGAAGUGUCGGCCAGGAGUCAUUUUAGUUUUCUUCCAAUGCACCAUGUUUGAAGCAUGUCACAAGAUAAAAACUUCAUUUACAAGACACACCUAAAGUGCAAGAAAAGGGAAGGUUGUGCACCAGAGCAAUAAAAUAUGAAGCAUGCA